Messenger RNA from Ochotona curzoniae (black-lipped pika), 2160 nucleotides. RefSeq names its product DNA cross-link repair 1C (gene DCLRE1C). Gene Ontology annotation, molecular function: 5'-3' DNA exonuclease activity; damaged DNA binding. NCBI's taxonomy places the organism in Eukaryota, Metazoa, Chordata, Mammalia, Lagomorpha, Ochotonidae. Gene Ontology annotation, biological process: interstrand cross-link repair; protection from non-homologous end joining at telomere; double-strand break repair via nonhomologous end joining. The record is from RefSeq and is a predicted model, not a curated record.
CUGGGCUUCCCUCGGCAGCCGGGGGGUCGGGGUCGGCGGCGCGAUGAGUUGCUUUGAGGGCCAGAUGGCCGAGUAUCCAACCAUCUCCAUAGACCGCUUCGACCGGGAGAACCUGAGGGCCCGCGCCUACUUCCUGUCCCACUGCCACAAGGAUCAUAUGAAAGGGUUAAGAGCCCCAACACUGAAAAGAAGAUUGGAAUGCAGCUUGAAGGUUUAUCUGUACUGCUCGCCUGUUACCAAGGAAUUGUUGUUAACUAGCCCAAAAUACAGAUUUUGGGAGAAACGAAUUAUAUCAAUUGAAGUUGAAACUCCUACGCAAAUAUCAUUAGUUGAUGAAGCAUCAGGCGAGAAGGAAGAGAUUGUUGUGACUCUCUUACCAGCUGCUCACUGCCCUGGAUCAGUUAUGUUUUUAUUUCAGGGCAAUAAUGGAACUGUCUUGUACACAGGAGACUUCAGAUUGGCAAAAGGAGAAGCUGCCAGAAUGGAACUUCUGCACUCUGGGGGCAGAGUAAAAGACAUCCAAACUGUGUACCUAGAUACUACUUUCUGUGAUCCAAGAUUUUAUCAAAUUCCAAGUCGGGAGGAAUGUUUAAAUGGAAUUUUAGAGCUGGUUCGCAGUUGGAUCACUCGGAGUCCAUACCACGUUGUGUGGCUGAACUGCAAAGCAGCCUACGGCUACGAAUAUUUGUUCACUAACCUUAGUGAAGAAUUGGGAGUCCAGAUUCACGUGGAUAAGCUGGAUAUGUUUAGAAACAUGCCGGACAUUCUUCACCAUCUCACGACAGACCGCAACACCCAGAUCCAUGCGUGUCGGCAUCCAAAGGCAGAGGACUAUUUUCAUUGGAAUAAAUUACCAUGUGGAAUUACUUCCAGAAAUAGAAUUCCCAUUCACACAAUCAGCAUUAAGCCAUCUACCAUGUGGUUUGGAGAAAGAACCAGAAAAACAAAUGUCAUUGUAAGGACGGGUGAGAGUUCCUACAGAGCUUGUUUUUCUUUUCACUCCUCCUAUAGUGAGAUUAAAGAUUUCUUGAGCUACAUUUGUCCUGUGAAUGCAUAUCCAAAUGUUGUUCCAUUAGGUACAACAAUGGAUAAAGUUACAGAAAUCUUGAAGCCCUUAUGCCGAUCUUUCCAAAGUACUGAACCAGAGUACAAACCACUUGGGCAACUGAAGAGGAAGAGAGCUAGACCAGUCCACCUUGACUCAGAGGAGGAAGAUGGUGAUCUCUUUGAUGAUCCUCUCCCAGUGCCUUUGAGGCCCAAGAUUCCGUAUCAGCAAACUCUUCACUUUGAAGCACUGUCAAGGACUGCAGUAUUAGAAAACCAGUGUGAAAAACUGAGAGAACACACAGGCAACUGCCAAGAGGGGGGCAUGCAAAGCUCGCUUUGGGAAAACUUUGUAGACUGUGAAGAAUCCAACAGUGAAAGUGAAGAAGAAUUAGAAAUCCCAGCUCCACUGCAAGGAGAACUGGACUCAGUAACACUUCACCAGCGAAAGGAAGAAGAGGAUGUGCCACAGUGGGAAGUAUUCUUUAAAAGGAGUGAUGAAAUCCUGGACGAGGGUCCGGAGCCAGUCCCUUCCUCCACAGAAGGAGGGGGAUCUCAGUCACCAAAGCUUUUCAGUGACUCCGACGGAGAUUCAACCCAUAUCUCCUCACAGAACUCUUCUCAGUCAACACACAUCACAGAACAAGGAAGUCAAGGCUGGGACAGCCAAUCUGACACUGUUUUAUUAUCUUCCCAAGAAAGAAACAAUGGAGACAGUACUUCUUUGAACCAAGGUGGCUGCAGACUAAAAAUCACAGAGAAUAUUCCUGCCUCUCAGCUGGAACAAAGUGCACUUUGCCCAAAGGACACCUACUCUGAUUUGAAAACCAGAGAUCAAGGUGUAACUGUAGUUCCUAGGAUUGGAGAACCUGGCACUGUAAGUGAUGGAAAACACACGCCUGAGGAAGCAAGGUUAUUAAAUCUUAGCACGAACACAGAUUCACAGAGCUCUUCUGACUUUGAAAUCCCCUCAACUCCAGAAGCUGAACUUCCGAAGCGAGAGCAUUUGCAACAUUUAUAUGAGAAGCUGGCCACAGGUGAGAGAAUAAUAUUAAAAGAAGAAAAUGCUCACUUGCGGAUAUUUAAGAAUAAAGACACUUGGUCCUAGAGCAACCA